Bombina bombina (fire-bellied toad) is the source of this 8045-nucleotide messenger RNA. It is a transcript of the gene C2CD2, whose product is annotated as C2 calcium dependent domain containing 2. The transcript is spliced from 15 exons. Bases 762 to 2831 code for a protein of 689 amino acids. The record is from RefSeq and is a predicted model, not a curated record. NCBI's taxonomy places the organism in Eukaryota, Metazoa, Chordata, Amphibia, Anura, Bombinatoridae.
GCCUGGCCUGGGAGGCUCUCAUUAUGCACACAGGGCAGACCGGGGCUGAGCCGCUGGUAGUCAGCAGUGCUGAGGCUACUGACUGGCGUGUGUGGUGAGGGGGACUUGCUGAGUCACAGUAUUUCCUUCUGUGCCUUUAAGAACUUUGCACUGCUGUCUACAGAGAGAAUGGUGAGAAUCUCCGGUGUUCCAGGAAGAAUGCAUUUUUUCCGGAUAUCGUAUAUGUCCCAGAGCUACUAACAAUUGGAGGGCACUGCAAGAAAGGAAGAAUUGCUCUUGUUGAUUUCAGAAUAUUUUUUUUUUUUUCCCUGCAGCUCUAUCAAGAAGACAACCAAUAUGAUUGCGUUCCCUUGGCCAAGAUGAAGCCAGGGACUUUCUCAUUAUCCUGUGCCAACUUCGCUGGCAUGGUAUUGUUGUUUUCCCUUAAGGACCAGGGAUGCUGGGAAACAAUCAGACCUUUUUAGCUUUUCUACACAUUUCCUCAAUUGCUUCAUCAAGGGGAUUUUUUUAGCUAUUUUUUUUUUUUCUCAAUUUGCCCAAACAUUAACUGUGAAAUGGAGAUGUGUAAAUCCCAGAAACUUUAUUCACACCGUUAUCCUCUCAGAAGGUUUGCAUCAUGGUUUACUGACUAGACAUGAAGUUCGCAGAUGGUUUUUUAUCUUGACUUUAUUUAUUUUAUUUUUUUACACAUACCUAGCUAUUAAUUUUUAAAUAGUUUUAUUUUUGUAUGUAUAUGUUUUGUAGCCACUUGUGUUUUGCGGAUGAAAGGGCUGGAUGUCAUGUCUUGGCUUGGUGAAGCACAGUGGUUUGUUCUGGGAUCCGUAUUUAUUGCAGCGCUUGUCACAUUAGCUGUGUAUUUGGGUCAAUAUGCUUUUGGCACAUUCUGGACACGUAGAAGGUUUCUGGGUUCUAGUGCACAUGGGGAAACGGAUUCUUUGCUUUCUUGGAUUUUGUCUCUAAGUAGCUGGAGGAACCAGUGGUUGAAAGCCUGGAUAAUUGCACUUAAUGAUGAAGCUAGCAAAAGAGGUGGUUCCCUGCGGCUGGCAUUUGAGGAGAACAUCAGUAACCAACCUAAGGAACUGUCUGUAAAACAAGUCACCAGUGUCGUGAAGUCGGCGAAUGACAAGGUUGUGUCCUGUGGCGUAGUUGGCGACUCUAUUCAGUUUACGAUACGUGUGACCCGCACAAUUCCUGCCAACUCAGGAACCCAGAUCUACAACGUUUGUGUGACUCCACUUUAUAUAAAUCUUGAACUUCAUAUGAAAGAGAACAAUGGAGGAAAUAUCCAGGCUCUGUGGUCAAUGGGGAACUUCGCCGAUCUCAAUUUUCAGGUCACGCCACAAGCUAAGCUGGAGACUCCUGGGGCAAAUGCAAUACUGGAAACACUUGAGGAUAUACUGAAAAACCUCAUGGGACAUGUCCGACCAUCUGUAUAUCUAAGCACCCGACCUACUGAAGGAAAAGAUUUCCAGAAUGUACGCGGUCCGGGAGCCAAUUCUCAGGUAAUCUGCCCUCCAAAGCCCCCAAGAGCUCAUGAACUAAAGCUUCAAGUGAAGGACAUCAGAGCAACUCUAUCAAGCAAGGCUGAUACUUCAGGAAUCUGCAGUGCGGUGUGCAUAGCGCAACUAGACGAGCCUGCACAAAAAUAUACUACUGCAACCCAAACAAACACUACAAACCCCUCCUGGGGGGAAGAAUUCACCUUUGAGCUCAACGCAAAAUCUAGGGAGAUUCUUCUGCACAUUUAUGAAGCUGGAAAGUCAGCUGAUAGUAAUCCUCCCUGGGCUUGGGCAGCUGUGCCCUUGGACCUAUUUAGAAAGCAGCCUUCAGGGCGACUGAAUUUCCCGCUCCGCUGUGGGUCUGGCAGCGCAACGUCUGGAACAAUCACUGCACAGUUUUUAUAUAUAGAACCAAGUGACGUGAAGUCCUGGCCAAUUCCGGCCCCAGUACCUGCAAAGAAGGUUGAGAAGGACCGUACUGUUAUGCCUUGUGGGACCGUGGUUACCACAGUAACGUCAGUGAGUUCGAAGCCUCGUGUGGAUGGGAAGAACUUGGGUUUGAGUAAUGAUUCUCCUGCCAAGACCCCUGCUAAAGUGAAGACGAUCGAGAGAGACUUUUCAGUUCAAGCUAUUCCUUCCCAGAGUAAUGUUGUCAGCAAAACCUUGUCAUCUUCAGACACAGAGCUUCUGAUGCUGAAUGGCUCGGAUCCUGUGGCAGAAGUUGCUAUCCGACAACUUCGGGAAUCCUCCAGACAGUCAUUGAAAUCACCAAGAAAAAAAAGCACUAUUAUCAUAUCGGGGAUUUCAAAGAGUGCACUUUCUCAGGAUGAUGAAGCAACGCUCAUGUUUAACUAUGCAGCAUCAAUGGACAGUUCAGCGGAUGACAACCUGCUGCCCCCUGACACUACCCCCACUGAGGUAGCUGCUGACCUCUCUGGGGCAUCCGUACAGACACUGCCAGCUGAGGAUGAACUCCAUGAUGCAUGGGAACAGGACAGCCAACCCGGUGACUGGCCCAGUAAUGGUCUGGGGGACAAAGACAGUGAGGAACUCUCCAUCGGCAGCCUAAGCAUGUCUGAAACAGGAAGUUUAAAGAAAUCCAAAGGUGGAUUUUUACAGAAAGGAGCCAAGCUUUUUUUCCGGCGACGACACCAGCAGAAAGACCCUGGCAUGAGUCAGUCCCACAAUGACUUGGUUUACCUGCAAAAUCCGGAAUCAGAAGACCAUGCCAAGAAGGGAGCUACUUUGUCACGGAUCCUAAACAAGAAGCUACGCUCCAAAAAUAAAUCCAAGAACAAAUUGCAGGACAGAGCGCCUGAGUCUGCGCACUGAACCCAAGUGGUAUAUAACAUUCUUAUCGGAAUAAGACGGUUAGCGGCUAAAUCUACCUAUGGAUAUUUCAGAGACUUCAGUGCUAAGGAAAGCGCUAUCCCGUAUCUCCUAUACAUUAAGUGAACGUGUGAAACGUUUUUUUACUCUUAACUGACACUGUGAGAUUUAGAAGCUUGUGUAAACUAGACAAUUGUUUGAAUCUUAGCAAAGGAUUGAUUUAAAAACUACUGAUGUCUGAGUGGCGCUGUGCAAGUCUGUAUGAAGGAAAAUUCAAUGAUUUAUUUUAGGUAAGGGCUUUUUUAUUAGCAAUGUCGUAACUGGCAGCAACCCUAUGUUACACACUCCUGUAAGAAAAGAAAAAAAACACACAGUCCACUGGGGGGCGCUCUUGUCAGUAUCACAAUAUGGCACUUUUUAUGCAAGUUUUCUAUGCAUGUGAUGAAUGAGAUCUGAAGCAGCAGUUCACCCUAAUUCCUUAAUGACUCAUAAUAUUUUAUUAAAUACCCUGAUGUGAAUGCAGAGCUCGUAACUGCCCUGCAUUUUGUGGUAUUGCUACAGGUUUAGAGAUCUGCCCUGCUGUCCCUCACAUGCCUCUACUUUCUUGCUAAAUAUCAGUUUCAGUGUAAAACAAAGGACUGCCCCCAGCAUGCUCUUGCCCCGCCCCUGCCAAUGAAUCCUGUCCUUUGUCUGGUCCCUGGCUGCUUCCUGACUUCCGCACAGGGCUUGUUGAAAUUAGCAGGUAGCAGAUUAGAAGAGUUGGGAAGAUUUGCUUCGGGGAACAAAUUUCGUCUCAUUAAAAAUAAAAACGCUACUAAAAAUAUACAGUAUAGUUGCAAAUUAAAGCCCAGUUAUCCUGAAGUAUGUAUAUUUGUGUAUGUGUAUAUAUACAGGUUUACCCCACUCAUACAGCGGGAGCAGUUUUAGCUUUCUUUUCAGUGUUUAAAAUCUUAAAAACAUGUUUGAACUAACAUAUAUUAGGGGUGCAAUAAUGUUACGUUUAGUUUAACACUAGCAGAGCACAGUAUUCAAUUAGUAUUCAAUAAAUACUGUACCUGUAAAAUAGUGACAAUUACUGUAGUAAAAUUUGCCAGACUAUAACACUGAGACACAGAUUGCACUGUAAUGCUAUAAUCAGAGUGAACUAAGCAUAACAAAAUGGUGCCAUUCACUUUUCUCGCAAUCUCACGAAGAUUACAGCACUGUUUCAAAAUGCUUGGAGGUUGAACUUCAGCUCCACAAAGCGCUGUAUUAGCGAAUCGCUGUAAAGUGAAGCGCUGUAAAGUGAGGUAUACCUGUGUAUAUAUAUAUAUAUAUAUAUGUGUAUAAUAUAUAUAGUGGUGAAUCCUUUAAGAGAACAAUAAAUGCAAAUACCCAAACACCAUUCUAAUAUUUUAUUAACGCAGCAUAAAAGUUCCCACAUUUCAGAGUCUGAACUAAACAUAAUUUUUUAAUUAAACAGCAAAUUUGCUUUAUACAAAGGUCCCUUGUUCUAUUGGCUAAGCACCUCUGCUUAUUCUAUUGGCUAAGCACCUCUGCUUAUUCUAUUGGCUAAGCACCUCUGCUUAUUCUAUUGGCUAAGCACCUCUGCUUAUUCUAUUGGCUAAGCACCUCUGCUUAUUCUAUUGGCUAAGCACAGUUUACAGUUGUGUACAAGCAGGCUUUACAUGCAAAUGAUCUUGCUGAAUAUUUCUUUAUGCUUAAACCAUACAGAAAAGCUUGGUUUGAACCUCUAGUUUAGACUCUCUCUAUAAACACAAUAUAUACCUAUCUUCAUUUCUUAUUUAAAUAUAAAAAAAAAGAUUUAUAACUGGACUAAAUAUUAUACCAAACUGCUUCACAAGACAAUAAAUUAAAUGAGUUUUGCCAAUUAACAAUGUGUUUGAAACAAAAUGUCCAUGUUUGGCUACAGCCAGCCACCAAGGAAACAGGAGAAAAUGAAAUAACUAUCUUGGAAAUAAAAUCUAUAUUUAAGAUUACAGUAAUCUUUUCAAAAUACCCAGACGUUUGUCCCAAUAGCUAAUUUGUCUUAAAGGGACAUCUAAGUCACAAUUAAACAUUUAUGAUUGCUUUAUAGAAUUUUCUAUUUGCUUCUGUAACCAGAUUGACUUUGUUUUCUUUUUAUCCUUUGCUAACAGCGUACCUAGGUAGGCUCAGUCAGGAGUAUACACAUACUCCUACUAUAUAGCGAUCAGGACAGGUGUACAGACCUUGCCAUAUCUUUUUAUGCUCUAGAACAGCGGUUCCCAACCUGUGGUACCAGGGGUACGCGGCGGACCGGUUGGGGUAUGUGAAAAUAUUGUUGGUAAUGGCGGAAUAAGCAGGGGGGAGGGUCGUGGGGCACUCUCAAUGGGUCAUCAACUAAUAACCAACUGUGGAAGGAAUUAGCGCUCAGCCGGAAAGUGACAAGUGAAGUCCUGGCCUGGCAUAUAGGCAGAUGGGAGCCCCUGCACCUGAAAUAUGUGGACCGGGUGUGUAUGACUCUGGUCCACAUAUUAAUGAUCACCCUGUUUCACCAGACUGCUUAGGCUCCUGCUCCACCCACCCCUGUGCCGUGCACAAAAUUGUGACUGCGAGUGCUAAGUUAGACGCGGCACUGCAGCAGCAUAGCUGCGUGGACUCGUGUGGUAGAGCCGUAGAGGUUGCGACUCACACAGGCGAGACGGGUCUGCAUCCCCAAAUAAGUUAUAGUCAGUGCCGGUAAGUAAAGUACUGCUGCUAGUGCUUGCUUGAUUCAGAUUGCUUCACUUCCAACUAAAAAUGUCCAUAGUGGCUGGGUGGGUAAUAUCGAUCUGAUCUCACAAAUUUAAAUAUUUUUAUGAUCAUUACACUUUGACUCCCCCCCAGAGCCGUGUUUAGGGGCAACCAGGCAGCUGCCAGGGUCGCCAGCCACAUAGCAGGGCUCCUCCUGAGAAUGAGAUCUGAGCUUUAAUCCUGUUAAUACACGUACAGUCGUAUGCCAUUCAGGUAUAGGUUACCUUAAGCUAUUUAAUAUCAUGGUAUUGUCAGUUAAUAAUCAACUAUUGUCAGGUAUUAAUAAACUAUUAUCUGGGUUCAUCCUGAUAAUAAAUAGUUUAUUAAUACCUGACAAUGCCCUGAUAAUAAAUAGUUUAUUAAUACCUGAUAAUACCCUGAUAAUAAAUAGUUUUAAAAAAAAAAAUAAUAACUUUUUUAAGGGAUGGGUGGGGGUAAUGAAGGAAGGGGGUACUCAUAAAUGAAAGGGGUACGGGAGAGAUCAAAGGUUGGGAACUGCUGCUCUAGAAUGAUAUAAAUAAAUAGAUAAUAGAAGUAAAUUGGAUGUUUUUUGAAAGCUGUGUCUGAAUCAUGAGUUUGAUUUUGACUUGCUUCCUACUAAGUGGUUAUGGAAGAAAGGACUUAGUUUCUAAAUGUUCUAAAGAGAAUUUCAGUAUUGAAACAUGUGUGACUAUUAUUUAGCGCUCCUUUUAAAUAUAUUUAAAAUGUGCUUUAUAUCAAUUACAAACUUCAAUAAUACAGUUCCAAACCCAGUGUGUUAAAAUAAUGGUCAGGUUAGGGACACAAGCAUAUGGCUUAGCAGCCCAUAGACACACUCUGAGCGGUCCAUGGGCGUGGCUAGCCAUUUAUAGGCGGGGCUUAGUUGGUCAAAACGAGGAUAAUGCAGAGGACAUCGGGACAGAACUCCCAUACUAUGACAGUACCACAAAAUGCCGGACAGUUGUGACUGAACAGGACGUGCCACCUUCUUAAAGGAACAGUCUACUCCAGAAUGUUUAUUGGUUUUCAAGGGCUUAGAAAUUAGCAUACGAGCCUACCUAGGUUUAGCUUUCAACAAAGAAUACCAAGGGAAGAAAGCAAAUUUGUUGAUAAAAGUAAAUUGGAAAGUUGUUUUAAAUUGGUUGCUGUAUUUGAAUUAAAAUUUUAAGUUGCAUUUUAACUGUAGCUAUACUGCCCGGCAACCUUAAUAAAUUACUUAGUUCAUGCUAUUUUAAUGUGUAUACAUUUGUAUUACAUUAAUAUAAUAAAUAAUUUGGGUUGUCAUAUGAAUAUGAAUACUAAUUGAAGGGACUGUAUACACCAAUUUUCAUUUAAUUGCAUGUAAUAGACACUACUAUAAAGAUUAAUAUGCACAGAUACUGAUAUAAAAAUACAGUAUAAAUCCUUUAAAAAACUUACUUAGAAGCUUCCAGUUAAGCAGGGACACCCACUGAAAGUGGCUGAGAGCAGACCCUUCCCCUGCAUAUGAAAAGACCCAUUAUACAAACAGAAGCAGACUAAAGUCUGUAUACAUCAGUAUACAUUUAAAACUUUGGGGCAUGAUUAGGAGUCUGACAAUCAGCACAAUGUUAUUUAAAAAUAUAGCAAAUCUAUACAUUUUUAAAAAAAACACUUCCAGAUGGGCUAUAUAAAUGGAUCAUCUACAAAACAUUUAUGCAAAGAAAAAUCUAGUGUACAAUGUCCUUUUAAUUCUAGGAUGAUAAAUUAAUUUCAAAAGAAUGAGAAGGGUUUCCUUAAGCAUUAAAAAAAAGAUUUAUCAUUUUCACAAAACAGAAAUAUAUUUCAAUGAAUUCCAAGCUAAUGGUUUUUAAACAUAUUUUUGUUUUACUUUUUAUUCUACAAUGUUAUUAUAAUAGCAAAUGACAGUCUUUUUAGCUUGAAUAGAGCAACAAAUUACUGUAGAACAGAAAAAAAACUCCAAAUUCAUUUUCUAAUUAUGUUAAUUAAUCUUUCAAUGGCGCAAAUAACCUUCAGAUGGGCUGCUGCUUCUGAGUAUUUAAAUGAAGUGCAAAUGAGUGUGACGCAGUUUGUUUUACGCAAAGCGGGUAUAAUUUGCAAACAAAAACAAAACACUGAUUAACUGUUUUUUCAGAGUUAUCUGCAGUGCUUUUUUUAAUAUGUUGCAGACUUUUUCAGGUCGGAAAAGGGUUAUGAAUAUCCUGCUGUAUAAAGUUGUUGCUAUAUAGCGUUAAUAGCCAUAUUAAAUGAUUUAAUUAUGCAAUGUACUUUAUAUACUAUUUAAUGUUAUAUAAAUAUAAUAUAGGAAUAUUUUUUUUUCUCAAGUUUACGCUUGAACUGCUGAUAAAUAGAAAAUAUGUAAAUGUCAUUUCCUGUUUACUAAUUCUGAGCUUUGUUGCUAAUGUACAUAUUCACUUCAUAUUUAUGCAAAAAUAUCACUGAACUGAUGUACACUAUACAUGGACAUUCCAUUAUUUAUGGUAAGGAAUAAAACAUGUGACAGAU